Molecule: messenger RNA, 3574 nt
Organism: Fopius arisanus
Lineage: Eukaryota; Metazoa; Arthropoda; Insecta; Hymenoptera; Braconidae
Product: UPF0183 protein CG7083
Exons: 8
Coding region: 325-1602 (425 amino acids)
Biological process (GO): Golgi to plasma membrane protein transport
Cellular component (GO): trans-Golgi network
Source: RefSeq, a predicted model, not a curated record
UCGGUUGAAAUGGUAGUUGUGUGCUUGUGUUCUGGCAGAAAAGGCAAUAUGGCCGUCAACUGAUCGCCUACCUCGCACUUCGCGUUAUAGCCCAGAAGACAAAGAAACAACGCAGUAAUUCAACGUAACUCGGGCGAUUUUCGUUAAUCAACAGUUGAAAACAUAACUCAUUAUUGCUGCUAUUUUAUCAGUGCUCAUUGUCAUUUUGCUGCGUAUCAGAACCUUGAAUUAGUGUAAAUUAAUUCGUUUUUUUUAACUUUAAAAAAUAUAUAAGCGGAGUGAGAGGGGCAAGGUCGAGCCAAGGCAGAUUAACAAUUGAUUAUAAUGCUGGAACUCGAAGUUGUACCCGAAAGAUCCAUCGGUUGUGACCAGUGGGAAUUUAUUUUAGGUAUGCAUUUUUCUCAAUCCGUAUCGAUAAUACAGAGUCAAGUGGGCAUUAUUAGAGGUGUACAAGUACUUUAUAGUGAUACUAAUCCAUUAGAAGUAGACCUAGUAAUAAAUUUACCGUACGAUGGGGUGAGACUUAUAUUCGAUCCAGUAGUUCAGAGGCUCAAAAUUAUUGAAAUAUACAAUAUGAAACUUGUUAAACUGAAGUACUGUGGUUUGCCAUUCAACUCGCCUGAAGUUUUGCCUUCGAUCGAACAGAUUGAGCAUUCUUUUGGUGCAACUCAUCCAGGCGUUUAUGAUGGUGAUAAACAGGUGUUUGUGCUCAAUUUUCGAGGAUUGUCAUUUUAUUUCCCAAUCGACUCAAAAUUUCAACCUGGAUAUGCACAUGGGCUCGGUUCAUUGCAAUUUCCAAAUGGCACAUCACCACUGGUAGCUAAAACUGCAAUUUAUGUGGGUAGUAUGGCUGCUGGUACCGUGGGGAGUGAAGAGCAUUGUCUCAAAGCACCACCGCCACCAUUACCAUUGGUCUGCUACCACAAUAAUUUAUAUUUAGAAAAAGCUGAGGUUAUCAGGGAUAAAAUGAGAACUCGUGGAUUGAAACUUCAUCUUUUCACCGAGGGGAGUUCAGCAACGCGAGUUUUACUGGAGCCUAAAAAACAUAAUCUCACUAAAGAGGUGUGGUUUGGCGAAAGUUGUGAAGAUGUUCUGAGUGCACUAGGCGCUCCUUCGCGAGUUUUCUUUAAGGCUGAAGAUAAAAUGAGGAUUCACAGCCCUCAUGCACACAAAAGAGACAAAACGAGACGUUCUGAUUUCUUCUAUAAUUACUUUACGCUCGGAAUCGAUCUUCUUUUUGAUGCAAAAACUCAGUGUGUCAAGAAAUUCGUGCUUCAUACCAAUUAUCCAGGGCAUUACAAUUUCAAUAUGUAUCAUCGUUGUGAGUUUACUCUGACUCUACCUCCCGAAAAUAGUCAAGCUGAUUCUGGUAAACUCAUCGAUGUCAGCCCCUCGCCAAUCACGAUCACUGCCUACACAAAAUGGGACAAAGUCAGCGAGCAACUGAAAGCAAGUUCUCGCCCUGUAGUUUUGAAUCGUGCGUCCUCCACAAAUACAACAAAUCCAUUUGGUUGCACCUUCUGUUAUGGGAUACGUGAUGCCAUCGUCGAAGUUAUGGCUAAUCAGCACAUUGCUAGUGUAACCCUGUACAUGUCGGCGUGACCCUGGUAAAUCGCUGCAUUUUUUAAACGUAAAAAUAGUGUCCCUUUGUACUCCAAAGGAUGAGGAAAAAAUAAAAAAAAAACAUAAAAUACGAAAACGGAAAAAAAUACUGUUAAUCGAAGAUCGAGGCAAAGUAAUCCUGACACUUCGAGAAAUCCUUGAAACGGAUUCUCUAGACGUGGAUGACAAUUCGCUUGCGAUAUGACAGAAUUAUAAUACGUGUGAAGCAAUUUUAUUUAUAAACGUUCCGUAUGAAAGGUCGCUCGAGGCAUAUGAAUUUCAUUUUUCAAGAUGAAAAUUCAUAGUCAACGAAAAGGACUGUAGAUCACGCUAUGACACAUGAGAUGCGUGAGUGAAUUAUUUUCUAUGCAUGGGCCUUUUGAAAAAUGAUAAAAACUAUAAAAAUGAUAAAAUUGACAAAAAAAAUGUAAGAAUUAAAGGGAUUUAACGUAAACGUUAAUAGAUAGUAAAGGGCAAUGAUCAUGAUAACUUUAAAAUGAUAUUAAUAUUGAGGACAAAAUUGUCAUGCGAUAGUUUUUCAUAAUUCUCAUCAAACUAACACGCCGAAUAGACAUUUUAACGAAACGAAAGAUAAUUUAUGAAAAUUCAUCGUUAGAAUUUUUGUGCUAGAACCUGUUCAUCAACGCAUCGUGUUAUUUUUUCAUUUUUUUUAAUUAGAUGAUUUUAAACCGUUGACUCUGGCUGACGUUUAGAAUUGAAUUUUUUCUUCGUAAGACAAUAAAUUCCAUAUCUUUGUGAGAUAUGAAUCGGAGAAUAAAAUAUGAAGCUAGUGAGGGAUUUUUUGUUCUUCAAAAAAAUUGUGGUGAUUGUCAAAUUCUUGGCACUUGUCAAUAGCUUCGGAAAGAAGAGUAAAUUAAUGUGUACAUAUCUCGAAAUAUACAUAUUUAAUAAGUCGUUUCAUCGUUGCGUUUAUGUGCAAUGCAGAAAAAUACAAAAUUGUAAAUAAAUUUGAGUAAUGGUGAAAGUCGGUGACACAUUUUUUCGGUUACUUCAAUGAAAUUCUAAUGGUCUUUAAAAUAUUUUAUCCUUUCAUUUCUUUUCAACUCUCAAAUCAAAAUAGACAGAAUUAUUUCGUAGGGUGGGAGUAGUAAAACUUGGAAUAAUUGUAUAUAUAAACGUUUAAAGACAACCAUUGUGAUUCGCAUUAAUUCUUUGGCAUCAUUAGUCGGCUAAAAGAAAGCAUCUCCUGUAAAUAUUUUUUAUUUCCUCAUGGAAAAAUAAAACGAGAGAAAUGAAAAAGCAACUCAAUAUGUUUUCUUUGACAUAAAAAAUUACUAAAUUGAAGUUCACAUAAAAAUAACCAACGAAGACCAAUUUUCUAAUGACAAGUUUUCGGAAAAUAACUUUUCCUUAUUUUUUUUCCGUUCAUUCUAAAUGCAAAAAAGUAAUUAGAAUGGUUUCUAAAAACUCUUCCCUUGCAUCACUAAUUGCAUAGAAUUCAAUUGAAUUAUUUCUUCAACGAAGAAAAAUGCCUAUGAUAAUCAUGCACUGCAACACGCACUCACAUAUUUAAUUUCCUAAUAUUUGAUAUGCAAAUUAGAUGAAAAUAGCUGAGAAUUUAAAACCAUCGCAGUUGAAUAAGCGUGAAUUUGACGUUUUAUUAGUAUCGUUUAUCGAUUGGAUUGCACCUUUUUUUCUAUAUUUUACAAAGAGAAAUUUAUUCAUCAUUUCGAUCUUACAUUUAUCUUAUUAGGUGCGUCUGUGCAGAUUAAUCUCCCAGUGAUUAAGUAAUUCUUAUGAAUAAGAAUCAAAGAAAAUUUAGUUAUGAAAGUAUAAUUUAAUGAAGGAUAGCAGUUGUAACACCUUAAUGCGCGUCAACAAAAAAAAAUAGAUUAAUAAUUCAAUCCAAUUUUGGAAAAUGGAGUUCACCUAUAAUCUUUAAUCGUCGUAGAUAUAAUUUUUUAAUGUAUAUGCAAGUAUAGCAAUACUAUUUAAUCUUACGCAUUGUGAA